GUUACCCAUGUAUGACGUAGUUUGACGCAUGCGGCCUUCAGACACAGAGGAGAUGGAUGGCUGCAGAAGACGUGAAAUGAGUCGCAGACAGAUAUCUAAGAAAAUGGAACGCAGAGAUGAUUUUGAGAAAGGUGAACCUCUGCAGAUUAUUGAAGUUACGGACAAGAAAAGCGGUGGCGACAUUAUUCAUGGACUAGAACUGAACGAAGAAAACUUGAAAAGGAUAUUGUUACAUCCAUUUGUCAAAGACCUUCCCGUUGUCAUCAUCUCAAUCACAGGAGCCUUUAGAAAAGGCAAAUCUUUUCUCCUUGGAUUCUUUAUAAAAUAUUUGGAGGCACAGGAAUCUGUUUGGUUAAAAGAAAAUGACAAAAUAAAAGGGUUUGAAUGGCGAGGUGGAACAGAACGAGUUACAUCUGGCAUCCUAAUCUGGAGCAAACCAUUUUUAUGUCAAGACAAAUUUGGGAAAAGGUUUGCUGUAUUACUUAUGGAUACGCAAGGAAUUUUUGACAGGGAAUCCACAAUGAAUGACUCUGCCAGAAUUUUUGCCCUCAGUAGUUUGAUAAGCACUGUACAGAUCUACAAUAUCAUGCAACAACUCCAGGAAGAUGACUUGAAGAAUUUAAAGUUUUUCACUGAAUUUGGCAAGCUUGUCACUGAAACUUAUUCAGAAGGUGAUGUCAACACACCGAAACUUGUAUUUUUGAUACGAGACUGGGGAUUUCCGUAUGAAUAUCCCUAUGGAGAAGAUGGUGGAAAAAAUUAUGUUACAAAGGUACUUAAGGAAACAACAGAGCAACCAAAAGAACUAAAAGAUAUUCGCAGAGCCAUUAAAAAAUGCUUUCCAGAUGUGUGUGGGUUUCUCCUACCACACCCCGGCAAAGCUGUUGUGACGAAAAAAAUGUUUGAUGGACAAGUAAAAGAAAUGGAUGAUGACUUUGUGGAAUAUGUGGAGCUGUUGGUUCAGUAUAUAUUCUCAAGAAAUAUGCUUGUGACAAAAAAAAUGAACGGCCGGGAGUUGAAAGGAGAAGACUUGAUGAUGUAUAUGAAGGCUUUCGUCAGCUAUUUUAAUGAAGAAAAAUGUCCUUCUCCAGAGACAGCAUUAGAGGCAAUGGCAGCAGUUCAUAGACAAAGGGGCAUCAGAGCAGCACUAAAUUGGUAUAAACAUGAGAUGAUUAAGGUUUUCCCGAAAAAUAAAAUGUCAGUGCUAUCUGAUGAAGGUUUCGAGAACACUCAUAAAAUUUUGUGUAUCCAAGCUAAAGAAAGACUGAGAAAAUAUCCUGGAAUACAAUUGUUGGGACAUUUAUUUGAAUGUGAAACUCAACUUGAAGAGCAAAUCAGUCAGGUGUAUGUUCAAUUGUCAGGUUUGAAAAACACGAUGAAAAAACGGAAGGAGGUGAUCAAAAAAAAUGAUGAGGGUGUUGCCAUGUUAAGCGGAGCAGCUCUUUUAGUAGGUGUCGCGACAGUUGGUGCAUUUAUUGUGAAACACAUUAAAUGAGGAAAUUAUUAUAAAGUUGAAUGGGAAUGAGACACACAUUUAGAUGUUUUGUUUCUUUGUUAUCAUAACGUUGAAUUAAUGUCAUAUUGUAUUAAAAUGAUAAUCGUAUUUGCAAAAAAAGAAAGAGAGAUCUCUAUGGAACUUUCAUUCAACUUAUAGUUAAUAAUGUACAUCGGAUUCUUGAAGGAGGCUUGUGAUUAUUGAUUGUAUGAUGUGUGAUAUCUGCUUAUACCAUAAGUAUUUACUCUUUUUAUGCAUACAAUAAAUGCAUCGAUGUUUGUAAAUUUUGACUGCAAAAUCACUAUAAACAAAUCAAAUAUAAUAA
Molecule: messenger RNA, 1820 nt
Organism: Magallana angulata
Lineage: Eukaryota; Metazoa; Mollusca; Bivalvia; Ostreida; Ostreidae
Product: atlastin-1-like
Exons: 12
Coding region: 29-1495 (488 amino acids)
Biological process (GO): endoplasmic reticulum organization; protein homooligomerization
Molecular function (GO): GTP binding; GTPase activity
Source: RefSeq, a predicted model, not a curated record